AUGCCGCCGAAGCGUGCCGCGCUCCCCACCAAGGAGCGCACGCUCUUCCAGCGGCUCAUCCAGGAAUACGAGACCAAAAAGUACAAGCUCGGCCUCAAGACCGCCGACACCAUCCUCAAGAAGUUCCCGGACCAUGGCGAGACGGUGGCCAUGAAGGGUCUUCUGCUCGGCUCGACCAACCGGCGCGAGGAGGGCAUCGAGCUGGCGAAACGAGGUGUCCGCCUCGACCUCACCUCAUUCAUCUGCUGGCACGCGCUGGGCAUAUUGCAUCGACAGGAUCGGAAUUUUGAGGAGGCGAUAAAGUGCUACACUCAAGCACUGAGGAUUGAAGGUGGGGGGAAUGUGAACUUGCUCAGAGAGUCGGCGUUCUUGCAGCUGCAGUUGCGGAACUACCCGCCGAUGGUGGAGAACAGGCUGACGCUGUUGCGCAUGCAACCGCAUCUCAGGAUGAACUGGAUCGGCCUGGCCGUCGCGCACCAUUUGGCAGGGUCGUUGGAUGCAGCGGUGAGGGUGCUCGAGGGGUACGAGAACGUGAUGCGCGACAUCCCGGAUCGCAACUACGAGCACAGCGAGGUGUUGCUCUACCACGCGAGCAUCUUGGAGGAGCAGUCGAGGUUUCAGGAUGCGCUAGAUGAGAUCGAGAACGGUAACGAGCGGAUCGUGGACCUGCGCGGCAAGCAGGAGGCGCAAGCAAGAUGUCUCGCCGGGCUGGGCAAGAAGGACGAGGCGGAAGCAAUCUGGAGACAGCUGAUCAAGUCGAACCCGGAAAACAAGCGAUACUUUGCCGGCCUGCUGAGUCUGCUCGGCAUCACAGAGGGCUCGUCGACCGACAGCAAGGCAGUUGAGAUCUUCAAAGGUUUGCAAGCGGACCACCCCAAAUCGACUGCUGCCAAGCGUCUCGCGCUCAUUCACACCACAGGCGACGACUUCAAGACCCAGGCUACCGCCUACGCCAAGUCUGCACUCAUCAAAGGCGUCCCCUCGCUCUUCUCCGAUCUCAAAAGUCUCUAUUCCGACGCCGCCAAGCUCGCCGCGCUGGAAGAAAUUGUCGAAACCCUCCGUCUAGAAUGGGCACCCGCCACCUCCGCACCGACCGACGGCACCGACCCACCCACAUCCUACCUCUGGUCGCUCUACUACCUCUCUCAGCACUACUCGCUCACAGGCUCCUCCGAAAAGGCGCUGCACUACAUCGACUCGGCCAUCUCGCACUCGUCCACCCUGCCGGAGCUGCACAUGGUUCGCGCACGAAUCCUCAAACGAGCGGGCGACACCCUCUCCGCCUCCUCGGCCAUGUCCGAUGCCCGCCUCCUCGACGGCCAAGACCGCUUCCUGAACAGCAAAUCGGCCAAAUACCUGCUGCGCUCCAACGACACAGUUGAAGCAGAACGCAUCGUAGGGCUCUUCACCAAGCCAGACGCGCCAUCACCCACGUACGAUCUGAACGAGAUGCAAGCCCUGUGGUACCUCGUGGAGGAAGCAGAGGCCCACCUGCGCACGUCGAACUGGGCCAUGGCGCUGAAACGCGUCGAGCAGCUCCAAAAGGUCUUCCAAGAAUUCUGGGACGAUCAAUUGGACUUCCACUCGUACUGCAUGAGGAAGAUGACUCUCCGCAGCUAUGUUGGGAUGGUGCGGUUCGAGGAUGGGUUGCGGUCGCAUCCGGCCUACGUUCGAGCGGCAAAGGCGGCGGUGGCUAUCUACACCAAGUUGCACGACGAGCCGAGUACCGCACCGUUCGUGGCGAAGGAGGAGGAGGAGGAUCCGGCGUUGGCUGGGUUGAGCGAGAGCGAGAAGAAGAAGCUGCUGAAGAAACAGAGGCAGGCAGAAGCCAAGCGGUUGGCGAAAGCGGAGAGUGAGGCAGCAGAGAAGAAGAAGAAGGCGGAGGAGGCGGCUGCCAAUGGGGACGCUGUGGAGGACGAAGGGCCCAAGCCGGAUCUCGAUCCCCAGGGACUGGAGAUUUUCAAGACCACCCUAGAGAACGGACCGCUGAAGGCAGCGGAAAAGUGGUUGCGCUUCCUCCAGGCUAACGCCGCAGACCGCACAGAAACGUGGGAGGCGACAUUCGAAGUGGCCAUCCGACAGAAGAACUGGUUGUUGGCGACACGGGCGGUGGUGGCGCUGCACAAGCUGGGCGGGGAGGUGACGGAGGAGGUCGUGAGGUUGAAGACGAGGUUGCCGGAUCUCAAGGCUGCACCGAAGCCUAUUGGGAGUGUCAUCUCGGCUGCUCUGGGGCAGGUGAUCCCCGCCGACAAGCCCGUUGCGACAUUCUUCGCGGAGGCGCUGCAGAGGUCGGCAGCUUCGACGCCGAAGGGCAUGCUGGGCAACGCAAAAGCGGCUCUGGCGCUCGAUCGGAAGGACGAGGCGGUGGGGCUGCUGCUCAACCUUCCCGCCACUGUCGAGGCUUUUACUGGGCCGCGGGCCAAGAACGUCGCGCUCAAAACGACCGUCGAAGCGCGGGCCCUGCUGGCCAAGCUGGACGCAUCAAGUGUCGCUGAGUUCGACGAGAAGGCGAGAGCAGUCUUCCCGCUCGCCAACGCGUUCAAGUCGGAAGCGACGCUGGAGGAGGAGAGGAAGGCGAGAGACGAGAAGCGGGAGAAGUGGGCGAAGGGCGUCGAGCAGAAGAGCGAAGAAGGCGCCGCGAACGGAGAGGCGGCGAAAGAGCCGCUCAUGUAG
Kalmanozyma brasiliensis GHG001 is the source of this 2673-nucleotide messenger RNA. RefSeq names its product Tetratricopeptide TPR2. Gene Ontology annotation, molecular function: protein binding; protein-N-terminal amino-acid acetyltransferase activity. Gene Ontology annotation, biological process: N-terminal peptidyl-methionine acetylation. The transcript has a single exon. Lineage: Eukaryota; Fungi; Basidiomycota; Ustilaginomycetes; Ustilaginales. The record is from RefSeq and is a predicted model, not a curated record. The coding region runs from base 1 to 2673 and encodes 890 amino acids. Gene Ontology annotation, cellular component: NatA complex; cytoplasm.